GUGAGGCCAACAAUAACAUCCAAGUCUGUCUGACUGAGUUGGAUUGAAGAAACAACACUCAUUCAUUCUCAUUCAUACAUCCAUCAACACACACUAUAACAAUAACUAAAAAGAACUGCUCUCUCUCUCUCUCUCUCUCUCUACAUAUCCUUUCUUCAUCAUCUCUUGUUUUCUCACUUGAGUUUGAGUUGAGUUGAGCCUCACCAGGAGAAAACCAAACCUUAUUCCACACAGCAAUUAAAGCAACCAAGCAAGAAGCAGAAAACCUACCUACCAUCUAUGGCUGCAGGUGAGGCGGCGAAGAUGAGUUUGACAGUGGCGGAUGCUGUGGAUUACAAAGGCUUUCCAGCCGAUAGGACCAAGACUGGCGGUUGGGUGCCUGCCGCCCUCAUUUUAGGGAUCGAAAUCUGCGAAAGGCUUUCGACCAUGGGCAUUGCCGUGAACCUGGUGACCUACUUGGGCGGGGUGAUGCAUCUCCCCAGCUCCACCUCCGCCAACAUCGUCACCGACUUCAUGGGCACCUGCUUCCUCCUCUGCCUCCUCGGCGGCUUCCUCGCCGACUCCUUCCUCGGCCGAUACAGGACCAUCGCCAUCUUCGCCAUCAUCCAGACCAUGGGAACUGGCAUGCUAGCCGUGACCACUAAGCUCCCCCAGCUCCGGCCGCCGCCGUGCCACCGCCGGCACGACGCGGAUUGCAAGGAAGCCAGCGGGUUCCAGAUGGGGAUUCUGUACGUUGCUCUGUAUCUCAUUGCUUUGGGCACGGGAGGCCUCAAGUCGAGCGUGUCCGGGUUCGGGACCGAUCAGUUCGACGACAAGGACGAGAAGGAGAAAUCGCAGAUGGCCUAUUUCUUCCACAGAUUCUUCUUCUUCAUCAGCAUGGGCACUUUGGCGGCGGUCACCGUCCUCGUCUACAUUCAGGACGAAAUUGGAAGGAGCGUCGGCUAUGGCAUCUGCUCCAUCGCUAUGUUCCUCGCCAUAAUCAUCUUCUUCUCCGGCACCCCACGCUACCGCUACAAGAAAAGCUCCGGCAGCCCCAUCGUCCAGAUCUUUCAGGUCAUUGCCGCCGCCGUCAGGAAACGAAACCUCACCCUUCCCUACGACGUCGAUAUGCUCUACGAGGACGCUCCUGAGCCCUCCAGAAUUCAUCACACCGAUCAAUUCCAGUUCCUGGACAAGGCGGCCAUUGUUGCAGAAGGCGAUUUACACAGUAUGAACAUGGCGGGAUCGGGGCCGAAUCCAUGGAAGCUUUGCUCGGUAACGAAGGUGGAGGAAGUGAAGAUGAUGGCGAGACUGCUCCCGAUAUGGGCGACCACAAUCAUAUUCUGGACAACCUACGCACAGAUGAUCACCUUCUCCGUGGAGCAAGCCUCCACCAUGAAUAGAUCCAUGGGGAGCUUCCAAAUCCCCGCCGGCUCCCUCACCGUCUUCUUCGUCGGAGCGAUUCUGAUCACCUUGGCCGUCUACGACAGACUCAUCAUGCCUCUCUGGAACAAAUGGAAAGGAAAACAAGGUUUCUCGAGCUUGCAAAGAAUAGCGAUCGGGCUAAUUCUGUCGACGAUCGGAAUGGCGGCGGCGGCCGCCGCGGAGAUGAAGAGGCUCUCCGUGGCGAGAUCGGCGACGAACGCGUCAUCAUCGUCUCUUCCGAUCAGCGUUUUCCUUCUGAUCCCGCAGUUCUUCCUGGUCGGUUCCGGCGAGGCGUUCAUCUACACCGGGCAGCUUGAUUUCUUCAUCACGCAGUCGCCGAAAGGGAUGAAGACGAUGAGCACCGGCCUCUUCCUGACGACGCUGUCCCUAGGGUUCUUCGUCAGCAGUUUUCUGGUGUCGGUGGUUAAGAAGGUGACUUCCGGCGGCGGCGGCGAGGGGUGGCUUGCCGACAACAUCAACCACGGCCGGCUCGACUUGUUCUACUGGCUGCUGGCGGUGCUGGGGCUCGUUAACCUGGUGAUUUACCUCAUCUGCGCCGCCUGGUACAAGCCGCAGAAGGCGAAGCCCGCCGCCGUGCAGAUGAAGGCCGGCGGCGGCGAGGAUAAGUGCUGAUCGGAGAAUUGUACGGAAGCAUGCAUGUGAUGUAUCCCUAAGGAAUUUUAAAUUUACUUCACACUAUGCAUUAAACUUUGAUCACUCUUGCAUCUUUUUGUUUUUAUUUUAUUUUUUUUAUGUGAACUGUAAAUUUGUUUUCUUUUUGUUUAAAAAAUUGUCUUAAAUAUAUAAUUAUAAGUAUAAAAUACUAAAAUGAUUUCCAAACUGA
This is a messenger RNA of Andrographis paniculata, 2248 nucleotides long. RefSeq names its product protein NRT1/ PTR FAMILY 6.2-like. Gene Ontology annotation, cellular component: membrane. Gene Ontology annotation, molecular function: transmembrane transporter activity. Bases 280 to 2037 code for a protein of 585 amino acids. The record is from RefSeq and is a predicted model, not a curated record. NCBI's taxonomy places the organism in Eukaryota, Viridiplantae, Streptophyta, Magnoliopsida, Lamiales, Acanthaceae. The transcript is spliced from 6 exons. Gene Ontology annotation, biological process: transmembrane transport; oligopeptide transport.